CUCCAGCAACCCGCGAGUGACUGGCUCAGCCUCCCCCGCUCCAGCCUCCCGGCCAGCUGCUCCCCUGCACUCCUUCCUUUCUUAGGGUAGCAUCUCGCGACCCCCGCUUCUCUCCGAGGGCGUUCCUGCGCUCCCAGCGAGGAAGGGUCCACCCUGCCUCGCCUCCUCCCCUCGGGCUCGGGCGGCGCAGGCGCAGCAGACGCGGCCGGGAGGCCGAGAACCAGAGCCGGUUGGGACAUCGCGCUCCUGGUACUGUGGGGGCCCAUCGGCUUCCUGCCCUGCUUCGCUUUCAUGUGGCUGAUGGACAAGAGAGGUUUGCGGGUGACCGUGCUUCUGACGUCCCUUCUUGUGGUUUUGGGAACUGGUCUAAGGUGCAUACCUGUAUCAGACUUAACCCUUAGGAGGAGAUUAAUCCAUGGCGGACAGAUAUUAAAUGGACUGGCAGGCCCAACUGUCAUGAAUGCAGCCCCGUUCCUCUCUACAACAUGGUUCUCUGCAGAUGAGCGAGCCACUGCCACAGCAAUUGCAUCAAUGUUGAGUUACCUUGGUGGAGCAUGUGCGUUUCUUGUCGGGCCCCUCGUCGUUCCAGCUCCCAAUGGGACAUCGCCCCUUCUCGCUGCAGAGAGCAGCAGGGCUCAUAUCAAAGACCGCAUCGAGACUGUGUUAUAUGCAGAGUUUGGAGUUGCCUGUCUAAUAUUUACUGCAACCCUCGCUUAUUUUCCACCCCGGCCUCCUCUUCCUCCCAGUGUUGCUGCAGCCAGCCAGCGGCUGAGUUACCGACGCAGCUUUUGUAGGUUACUAAGCAAUUUGCGGUUUUUGAUGAUUGCCUUAGCGUAUGCCAUACCACUUGGUGUGUUUGCUGGCUGGUCUGGAGUUCUGGACUUAAUUUUAACACCAGUGCAUGUCAGCCAAGUAGAUGCUGGCUGGAUUGGAUUUUGGUCUAUAGUUGGAGGAUGUGUUGUUGGGAUAGCUAUGGCGAGGUUUGCAGAUUUUAUCCGGGGUAUGCUGAAACUAAUUCUUCUCCUCCUGUUUUCUGGGGCUACACUGUCCUCCACAUGGUUCACCCUGACCUGUCUAAACAGCAUCACCCACUUGCCUUUGACGACAGUGACGCUGUACGCCUCCUGCAUCCUCCUGGGAGUGUUCUUGAACAGCAGCGUUCCUAUAUUUUUUGAGCUUUUUGUGGAAACUGUCUACCCUGUUCCAGAAGGAAUUACUUGUGGAGUUGUCACUUUUUUAAGUAAUAUGUUUAUGGGAGUGCUUCUAUUUUUUCUCACAUUUUAUCAUACAGAGUUGUCUUGGUUCAACUGGUGCCUUCCCGGGUCAUGUCUGCUCAGUCUUCUCCUCAUUCUGUGCUUCAGGGAAUCCUAUGACAGACUCUACCUUGAUGUAGUCGUCUCGGUUUAAUGCCACAGACUCUCGGGACUUCAAAGGGACUGCACGUCAGUGCUGCUUGGAAUUUGCUUGGAAUUGCACAUCUAAUGGGAGGAAAGGAGAAGAAACUUCUUUCACAGGUUUUGUUAGGUUACAGAAUCUCACAUUAAUUUAAUGACUACUGGGUAACAAUGAUGCAGGACUUGAGUGUCGUGGGAGUUUGAAGCCUCUGUGGACCGCACACCGUGCUGGCAGCACAUCUAUGCUGGGCUCUGGAGUAGGGAUGUGACAUCUCACAUGGGAUACACUGCUCACGUAAGUAGCCCCUUGUGUGCGGUCGUGACAGUGCUAACCUACUGACGAGCUGAAUUACGAGAAGAAGACUGGGCGCCCGUUCCGUGAAGAUGACUCCUCCCAAGCACACGGCAGAAGGAGACACGCCACUAACUUCUAAAGACGUUUAAACCCUGUAUCAAAUUUUAAUUAAAAAUAGCCGAGCUGUAUACCAGUGAUAGGACUUAGCCACAUGUACACUACGUGUUUUUCUAAUAAAGCCAUUUCUUAUAUGACUCCUUAUUUUUAAUCAGGUUGGAAGCCUUUUGCUGUCUUUGGGCACAGGCACUGCCUCAUCCCCACUAGCCCUGUUUCUGUGAUUACAGCAUCAGUCACAGCAGCAAGGUGACGAAAUGCCUGAUAGGGUUGCAUUAACUGUUGUGUGAAAAGUGUAAUUCCGUUAUGAUUUGGCACUUUGUUAAGGAUUAAAUGAGAGUCACACGAAGCAUGAGUGUCUGCAGCACCUUGUAGUAGCACACGUGUAAAGUCCAGCCACCACUGUUAUUUACCAGCUUAGAUUGUAUUUAAAUGACCCCCAUUUGAAAAGAACAGUGUAUAACAUUGAAGGUUUCAGAUCUGUGCGUGAUUUCUGAUUGAGCCCUUGUGUUUAGAUUGUAAUAUACUCAAUGCUAAAUGAAGUCAUUGUAUUUGAUUG
Cricetulus griseus (Chinese hamster) is the source of this 2362-nucleotide messenger RNA. NCBI's taxonomy places the organism in Eukaryota, Metazoa, Chordata, Mammalia, Rodentia, Cricetidae. The record is from RefSeq and is a predicted model, not a curated record.